AGAAGAGGGAGAGAGAGAGAAGGCAAGCGUUCCCCCAGCUGUUUCCUGUCUACAGUGUCUGUGUUUUGUAGAUAAAUGUGAGGAUUUUCUCUAAAUCCCUCUUCUGUUUGCUAAAUCUCACUGUCACUGCUAAAUUCAGAGCAGAUAGAGCCUGCGCAAUGGAAUAAAGUCCUCAAAAUUGAAAUGUGACAUUGCUCUCAACAUCUCCCAUCUCCCUGGAUUUCUUUUUGCCUCAUUUAUUCCUGCUAACCAAUUCAUUUCCAGACUUUGCACUUCAGAAGCAAUGGGAAAAAUCAGCAGUCUUCCAACCCAAUUAUUUAAGUGCUGCUUUUGUGAUUUCUUGAAGGUAAAGAUGCACAUCACGUCCUCCUCGCAUCUCUUCUACUUGGCCCUGUUCUUGCUCACCUUCACCAGCUCUGCCACGGCUGGACCCGAGACCCUCUGUGGGGCUGAGUUGGUGGACGCCCUUCAGUUCGUGUGCGGAGACAGGGGCUUUUAUUUCAACAAGCCCACGGGGUAUGGCUCGAGCAGUCGGAGGGCGCCUCAGACAGGAAUUGUGGAUGAAUGCUGCUUCCGGAGCUGUGAUCUGAGGAGGCUGGAGAUGUACUGCGCGCCUCUCAAGCCUGCCAAGUCAGCCCGCUCUGUACGUGCCCAGCGCCACACCGACAUGCCCAAGGCUCAGAAGGAAGUACAUUUGAAGAACACAAGUAGAGGGAGUGCAGGAAACAAGAACUACAGAAUGUAGGAAGACCUUCCUGAAGAGUGAAGAAUGACAUGCCACUGGCAGGAUCCUUUGCUCUGCACGAGUUACCUGUUAAACACCAGAAGACCUACCAAAAAAAUAAGUUUGAUAACAUUUCAAAAGAUGGGCAUUCCCCCCCAAUGAAAUACGCAAGUAAACAUUCCAACAAUGUCUUUAGGAGUGAUUGUUAAAAGCUUUGCACCUUGCAAAAAUGGUCCUGGAGUUGGUAGAUUGCUGUUGAUCCUUUAUCAAUAAUGUUCUAUAGAGAAAAUAUAUAUAUAGAUCUUAGUCCCUGCCUCUCAAGAGCCACAAAUGCAUGGGUGUUAUAUAGAUCCAGUUGCACUACAUUUGUCUCUGAAUCUUGGCUGCUAGAGACAUUCAUUCAGCAGCCUUAUCUAAGUGGUUUAUUAAUUUUUUUAUUUGCACUUCUUUCUACGCAACACAGGCUGUUUGUUUUACAGUGUCUGGUAAUCUUGUUCGUCUAUCCCCCUCCCCCCUUCAUCACCUUUUUAUUUGCCAAAUUUGGCCUCCUCAAUAGCAGCAGCAAGCAGCCAAAUAGCACACCAAUUUUUAACCCACAAGAUUCCAUCUGUGGCAUUUGUACCAAAUAUAAGUUGGAUGCAUUUAUUUUAGACACAAAGCUUUAUUAUUUCCACAUCUUGCUAAAAAAAUUGCAAGUAGUUGCAACUUUGAGGCCAAUCAUUUUAGGCAUAUGUUUUAAGCAUAGAAAGUCUCAAACUCUGAAUGGUUCCUUCAAAUGAUGAGUUAGUGUGCGACCUAAUCAGUACUUCUCUCUUUUUAUUUUUUCCAUAUAAAGCACUAUGUAAAUUUAGCAUGUCAAUAAUACAGGAUGUAUCAAACAGUAUGUAAAACUCUGUUUUUUAGUACAAUGGUGCUAUUUUGUAGUUUGUUAUAUGAAAGAGUCUGGCCAAAACGGUAAAAGGUGAAAGCAAAAUAAAAGAGGAAGCCUGGAGCCAAAGGUGACACAGAGGGGAAGGGUACUCAAAAUUUAACCAUUUGGGAAAGAAAAGUUCCCCAAUUAUGCCUUCCAAAAGAAAUAAGACACAAAGUCCACUGAUGCAAAUCUGAUUGGCGAGUCCAGAGAGGAGUAGAAGAAGCAGAAGGCUAGGAAUUUUAAGUCCUGGUUUCUUAUUCUCGCUGAAGAAACAAACAUCUGCCGACUCUGUCACGGACUCACCACUCUGUGACCUUGGGCAAGUCACUUCACCUCUCUGUGCCUCAGUUUCCUCAUCUGCAAAAUGGGGGCAAUAUGUCAUCUACCUACCUCACAGGGGUGGUAUGAGGAUUAAAAAGAUAAAGCUCCAGAUUUUUAUCCUGAGUUGCUAUGAGGGCGUCAAGAUCAGAGCCCUUGAGUUGCUGGGAUGCAAGGAAUUCUAUGAACAACUCAUUCACAGCAUAGCUAGAAAAUUGAUAAGCUGAAUGCUCCUGACAUGCCAGUUCUUGUCAGUGAAGCUAUCCAACUAACUAUCCAACUAACUACUUGUUAAAAGCUAACAGCUCAAUCUCUUUUAAAACACUUUUCAAAAUAACCUAGAAACAUUUGAUCUGCAAUUUGAUUUUGAAUUCUGCAUUUGGAUUUAUGAAUACAAAGUGAAAAGAGAGGAAAAGAAAAAAGGAGAGAAACAAAGAUUUCUACCAGCGAAAGGAUGAUUAUUCCAUUUGCUAGCACUUACUGACUCUGCCAGGAAGUUACUAAUAACCUAAUAAUACUUCUUUUAAUAUUAUAAAUGAUACUCUAUUCAUUUUGAAAAACAGUUCUUUCCGCUUUUCAAGUAAUCUAAA
Messenger RNA from Mesoplodon densirostris (Blainville's beaked whale), 2545 nucleotides. It is a transcript of the gene IGF1, whose product is annotated as insulin like growth factor 1. Gene Ontology annotation, molecular function: growth factor activity; hormone activity. Gene Ontology annotation, cellular component: extracellular region. The record is from RefSeq and is a predicted model, not a curated record. The transcript is spliced from 4 exons. Bases 284 to 745 code for a protein of 153 amino acids. Lineage: Eukaryota; Metazoa; Chordata; Mammalia; Artiodactyla; Ziphiidae.